UAAAGUGUGGACUCAGAUUCUAAUGUAUUGAGGAUGUUUGUCGCCAAUAUGUUACGGUGCAAUGUUGGAUUGAUCAUAUUGCUUUAAUCCACUUGUUGCCUCCCCCAACCCCCCUACCUCCCACCCCAUGUCAGCUCUUCCCUAAAUUAUGGACAUUUUUUGGAAGACGCUGACUUGGAUAUUGAGCCUGGUCUUGGCCGCUGCUGAAUCUCAGAUCCUCUCAUACAACUCUCAAGCGGAAUUCCUGUCCACGCUGGAGCACUACCAGCUAACAGUACCGGUGCAGGUGAACGAGAAGGGCCAGUUCAUGAGUUAUACUGUGAAGCAUCAUAGACCCGGUCGGCGGCGACGUGGACUUGACCAGACUGAGCCAGACCACACCGAGAUCAGGCUUUUCUACAAACUCUCAGCCUACGGGAAGCACUUUCACCUGAAUCUAACGCUGAACCCCAACCUGGUUUCAAAACUUUUCACUGUAGAAUAUUGGGGCAAAGACGGACUGGACUGGCAGCAUUCUUCGGUGGAUAACUGCCACUAUGUUGGAUACCUACUGGAUCAAUAUAGCACUACAAAUGUGGCAUUGAGCAACUGCAAAGGCUUGCAUGGUGUCAUAACCACAGAAGAAGAACAGUAUUUAAUAGAGCCAUUACAAAAUAUAACCAAACAAUUCAGUGAUGUGGACCACGAAGAUGGACAACCACACGUUAUUUAUAAAAAGUCUUCCAUUCCUUCUCCACAAGAGCACAGCGAGGAGUUCGGCUGUGGUGUUUCAGACCUCACUAUAAACAGUACACCCUGCUACCAAACCAGUCCUGCUAUAGACUCGUCUUAUCCGGCCCAGGGCGGCGACAGCUCGACAGGUGUCCACCGACAGCGGCGCUCUGUCAGCUCAGAACGCUUUGUGGAAACCCUGGUGGUGGCUGACAAAAUGAUGGUUGGCUAUCACGGUCGCAAAGACAUUGAGCACUACAUCCUGUCUGUGAUGAAUAUUGUUGCCAAACUUUACCGUGAUGCCAGUCUAGGAAACGUUGUGAACAUUAUCGUAACCAGACUGAUUAUUCUGACCGAAGAUCAGCACAACCUGGAAAUAAACCACCAUGCAGACAAAUCUCUGGAUAGUUUCUGUAAAUGGCAGAAAUCCAUUCUUUCUCAUCAAGGAGACGGAAACAGUAUCCCAGAGAACGGGAUAGCCCAUCACGACAACGCUGUUCUCAUCACAAGGUAUGACAUCUGCACAUAUAAGAACAAACCCUGUGGGACCCUUGGUUUGGCGUCUGUAGCUGGAAUGUGUGAGCCGGAGAGGAGCUGUAGUAUUAAUGAAGAUAUAGGCCUGGGCUCAGCCUUCACUAUUGCACAUGAGAUCGGACAUAAUUUUGGCAUGAACCAUGAUGGCAUCGGGAACUCCUGCGGGACCAAAGGUUACGAGACAGCCAAGCUGAUGGCAGCCCAUAUCACGGCCAACACCAACCCGUUCUCCUGGUCAGCCUGCAGCAAGGACUACAUCACCAGCUUUCUGGACUCAGGUCGGGGAAUGUGUCUGGAAAAUGAGCCUCUGAAACGAGACUUCCUGUAUCCCACUGCGGCUCCAGGGCAGGUGUAUGAUGCAGAUGAGCAGUGUCGUUUCCAGUAUGGUGCUUCCUCCCGGCAGUGCAAGUAUGGGGAAGUGUGUAGAGAGCUCUGGUGCCUUAGCAAAAGUAAUCGCUGUGUCACCAACAGUAUCCCAUCCACAGAAGGAACCCUGUGUCAAACCAGCAGCAUUGAAAAAGGGUGGUGCUAUCAGGGUGAGUGUGUGGCAUUUGGGACAUGGCCACAGAGCGUUGAUGGAAGCUGGGGACCUUGGACCUCCUGGGGCGAGUGCAGUCGGACCUGCAGCGGUGGUGUCUCCUCAUCCAUGCGACAUUGUGACAGCCCAGCGCCGACAGGCGGAGGGAAGUACUGUCUCGGAGAGAGGAAACGCUACAGAUCGUGCAACACUGAUCCUUGUCCAGCAGGAUCACGUGACUUCAGGGAGAAGCAGUGUGCCGAUUUUGAUAACAUGCCUUUCCGUGGGAAGUACUACAACUGGAAGCCAUACACUGGAGGUGGAGUGAAGCCCUGCGCUCUGAACUGUCUUGCCGAGGGUUACAACUUCUACACCGAGCGUUCUCCCGCAGUGAUCGAUGGCACGCGCUGCCAGGCGGACUCUCUCGACAUAUGCAUCAACGGAGAGUGCAAACACGUUGGCUGUGAUAAUAUCCUUGGCUCGGAUGCUAAAGAGGACAGAUGUCGGGUGUGCGGAGGUGACGGCAGCACGUGUGAGGUCACAGAGGGCUUGUUCAAUGACUCACUACCUAGAGGAGGUUACAUGGAGGUCAUCCAGAUACCAAAAGGAUCCGUUUAUAUUGAAAUCAGGGAAGUCACCAUGUCAAAGAACUACAUCGCUUUGAAAUCAGAGGGAGAUGACUAUUACAUCAACGGAGCCUGGACCAUUGACUGGCCCCGCAAAUUUGAUAUCGCAGGAACAGCCUUUCACUACAAGAGGCCGACGAAUGAGCCCGAGUCGCUAGAGGCUCUAGGAGCCACCACAGAAAUUUUGUUUGUUAUGGUGCUAUUACAAGAACAGAAUCUGGGCAUCCACUACAAGUUCAAUGUGCCCAUCCAGCACACUGGAAGUGGAGACAAUGAAGUGGGCUCUUCCUGGCACCACGUGCCCUGGUCUGAGUGCUCGGCUACAUGUGCGGGAGGCUUGCAGAAGCAGGAGGUGGUUUGUAAAAGGUUGGAUGAUAAUUCGGUAGUACAAAACAGCUACUGCGACCUGGACAGCAAACCGCCCGAGGACCAACGACCCUGUAACACAGAGCCAUGCCCUCCUGAAUGGUUUAUUGGUGACUGGUCAGAAUGUGGAAAAACUUGUGAUGGAGGCAUCCAUACACGCACUGUUUUGUGUAUACGUAAAAUUGGACCUGCCGAGGAAGAGACAUUGGAGGACAGCCUCUGUCUGACCCAUCGACCAAUAGAACAAGAGUCCUGCAAUAAUCAGUCCUGCCCACCUCAGUGGAUCACUCUGGAUUGGUCUGAGUGUACACCAAAGUGUGGACCUGGCUUCAAACACCGCAUCGUUCUGUGUAAAAGUAGCGACCUGACCAAAACCUUCCCACCUGCCCUCUGUUCUGACCACAAUAAACCUCCAGUCCGUAUUCGCUGUAGCCUCGGUCGCUGUCCGCCCCCACGCUGGAUACCUGGAGAAUGGGGACAGUGCUCCGCACAGUGUGGACUGGGACAGCAGAUGCGGAUGGUUCAGUGUCUGUCAUAUACAGGACAGCCCUCCAACGAGUGCCCUGAUUCAUUGCGACCCAAUACCAUGCAGCAGUGUGAAAGCAAGUGUGACUCUACACCCACCUCAGGUGGUGACGAGUGCAAAGACGUAAACAAGGUGGCAUAUUGCCCAUUGGUGCUGAAGUUCAAGUUCUGCAGCCGUGCGUACUUUAGGCAGAUGUGCUGCAAAACGUGCCAAGGACACUGACCCCGAGGAGUGAAGCAGAGACAGAUGCCGAAAAAAAGGAAGGAGAGAGAGAACCGGGCAGAGGAAAAAGCAAACCAGCAUUGUUGGUGUCAGCGCUGGGCACUCUCUCUUUCUCUUGCUCUCUUCACUUAUACACACAUUGACAUACAACAGCUUUUGUAGCCCUGUGGAACCCUAAUCACUGCUCAGCACUGUGCUGACACCUUUGUUGUAUUUUCACUUCUGUGAAGUGGGAAUGUAUAAAAUGAUCAUUAUUGUUGUUAUUUUUAUAAUAAUAAUAACAAUUGCUAUUGGCUAUUAUUAUUAUUAUCGAUGUCUUUCUGUUGUUAUAAUCCAAAGUGCUGGACACAUCAUUCGUAGGAGGUAGCAAGGCAGAGAUUUCCUUCAUGGCACCCAUGCACAGAAGACCUGACUGUUUUUUCCCUAGGUCUCAUGUACACACUACUCCCACAGAUUUGUUGGCAACACUGCAUUGGGGGCGUUCACAAUGACGGUGUCAUUCAGAUAAACCCGAAGUCAUACAUUUUCAAUGUGAGUUAGCGAUUUGAGGCGACCUGAGCCCAGACACAACAAAGUUGAGAACAGUUCAACUAUCUGCAUGUUCAAUGACUACGAAUGGGAGGUAGAAAAUUAUGUGACCUGCUGCUUGAUAUGGUUGAAUACUCCAGUCAAGUAGUAAAACCAACUAGCAACCAACAGUACAACGACUUGGUGACCUCCAGCGAUUUAAUUGCUGUUAAUCAAUACAUUUACAUGCACUUUUGAAAGUUACAUUUCAGUCUAAAACAAUAAUUAGCCUUUUUAAAAUGCCAUGUAAACACUUUAGUCUGACUAAAUCACUGAAUUCGGACUAACAGAUCUAGGUAAUGCCAUUGUUGCUCAGCUUUGUCCAGCAUGUAUUCUCCUUUUUCUUGAACAUGGAAGUGUCCCGAUUUAUACCAGAACACUGUUUUCUUUGUCCAGUCUUCUGUGUCUGUUCAUAGCAGAUAAUGUGAUGUUUAACGUAUUAAAUGUGUAAAAAUUGCCUAAAAAAAGAAUGUAACUCCAAAGUGAUGAUACUUUUUACAGUAGGUAGAUGACAUAAUACUAUAGCCCGCGGUUAAUUCCAUUGAAUUCAUUUACUAUUUCAGAGUUGUUAUAGCCAAUAACUGCACAGGUUUUUACAUUACUUGUUCUGGAGACUAAACCAAAAAACAGUCCAGCAGUAAUCAGAAUCAUAAUCCCGUCACCUAGUGGUCGGUCAGGAAAACUGUGACCUCGACACUGUGCGCAUGCUCCAAAAGAGAGAGGUGAUGCGCGAUGUGUAUUUCACCCAGCGAAUUUCACAUCCAUCCAUUUGAUUACACUCGGUGUCACGUGUACUUGGACUGACGAAGAUGAAGAAUGUAGCUCGAUUACAAAAAACACAAGAGUUGUUUCAUAAUGAGAUUCAUGGUGUGCAUGCAGUUUUAUCGCAAACGAUAACUUGGAACUUCUGUGCGGGUCUUUGACAUUUAAACUGAUUAAUUUGGCUCACGCUUUUAUCCAAAGCGACUUUAUGUGCUUUCAAGGUUUACAUUUUAUCAAUAUGUGCAUUGCCUGGGAUCGAACCAAUGACCUUUGUGUUGGUAGCACCGUGCUCUAUCAAUUGGAAAGUGUAAACCUAUACCUAAAGCCCUAGUCGCCACUACUUGAAGAAAAACAGGGUAGUAAGAAUGAGCUCUGUGGUGCUAAAAUCUCAAUUCGAGCUUAAGUGUCCAGAUGUUCAGUUGUAGCCACCUGUUUUACUAAGCUGAAUCACAUGGCCAUGGGCCAAAGAAUUCCACUGUUGUCUGACAUUUGAACAAGGCCUGAAAAUCAGAUCAGCUCACACCUCCAAAAGGGACGUCUCAAGUAUUGUGUCUUUAGAAUUAUUAUGGACACCGGAGACAGGCAUUAAUUGCGACUCUGACGUGAUUCUGCUAUAAAUUGUGCAGCUCUGACAUCUGUAAGUCUGUUCCGGGGCCCAGAGUGUUCCAGACGCCAUAAUUUCCUUGUAAAAUGUGUGCUGUGACCAUGCUUCACCACAUUAUCAGCAAUAUAUGCAGACAAUUCAUCAGCUUAGUGGUGUCCAAGUAGGUUUUAGAGAUCUCCAUGUAUGCAAUGCUGAUCCAUAAGUAAAGUUAAGUGAAGGGCCAGUAUCUGGGUAAACUGCCAGACCCCACGGAUCCAGUCUGUGAUCGACUACCUCCAGAACACCCCCUCUUCCUCCUUCCCUGUGAUCGCACUGCUUCCAGCCCGCAUUCUUAAAGAGAGAAGACCUCAAACCCUCCAAAUUCAAUGGUGCUUGUCUUCCUGCAGCUGAGGACUGUUUGUUCCGCUGCUUUCCUUCCUCUCACCUUUUGUGUGGCUGGAUCAUCUGGCUUUAUUGUGCUACGAGACCUUCAUGCACUCUGAUCUUGAGGUCUAAGUAACUGACUGAAAACUAAGGACAGUUUAUGUCUGUUUCAAAACUUAAUGAGCUCUGUACCUAGAUAGAAUUUCCAAGAUUUUAUAGGCCAAGUUUGAAACCUCCAUUUUCAGUUUUCCGACGUCAAGUAUUCAGUUAUGGAGAGCAUUUUCGAGGGGAAAACGUUGUCCUAGUGUGAAUUAUAGCCGUAAACGUUGCAAAAUUAAUGCGUUUUCAAGCAAAAACGUAUUAUUGUUGACAAGGCCAUAGUCCUGCUCUCAAUGCAAAGGUUGUUCCAAAAGAUAGAUACCUACCAUCUUUUGGCCAAAUAGGAACCCUCAGAGCCACAGCAUUGCAGAGUUCCAACAUAGAGUAUUAUUAAUUGUUGGUCGAGAAACAGACCAAAAUGUAAGUCCUUGUUCACGUAUUCAUGAUUAUAGUGAUUCUUCAGAAAGAUUAUUCAGCAAUGCUGAUAAUAAAUGACAUUCAAUAUCAAAAAUAUAUCAAUAAAAAGUACAAUCUAAUAAAAAAAAUAGACUAUUUUAACCAAUUUUUGUAAUACAGCAUUUGUGUCAUUAGCUUAGCAGCAUGCUAACUUUAUUGGAAUCAGUUGCUGGUCAGCUAUGAAAUGCGCUAUUCGCUACCAAUAUAAAACUUUCCAAAUCAGUCACUUGCAAGGUUCUAUUUUGCCUAUUGAGUUUUUGGAAUAGAGUCUUUCUUUUUUACACUGGUUUAAGCUUUUGUAAACAUUCCUGCAACUAUCUUUUACCACAAUUGGGUGACUGAUGCAGUCUUAGCAAAGGGAACUUAGGAAUUGGGUGCCACAGUAUUAGAGCUCACUUCAGUUAUGGGGCACAACAGACAGAUAGUUAGAAAGAGGAGUUUAGGAGACAUUCGUUACCAUUUUUAAUCAUACAACCAUUCUACUUUUGCUGCUGCUACUUUUUUUGUAGCCACAAACACAACAUUAAUCAAUGAUGUAUUGUUAUGAAAUGUUUAAUCUGAGAUUAUUCAACAGUGAACAGUGGACAUGUAGGCCCAACGAGCUGAGCAUCCUAAAAUUGUGCUUUGAAAAUCCUAAGGCUUGAAGUGCAAGUUUACUGGCUUUGGAACAUGGAGGCAAGAGACUCUCAAUAAGACUCAAUGGAACUCAAUGGAACAUCGCUGUGAACUUGUGUCUUUGAAUGUCACAUCGUUUAACCUGUACCUACAGAAGAGAGUUUUGCAUUUUUGUGAAUAGUUGCUUAUAUUUUAUAUUCAGUAUUAAUGUUGGUACACUGUUACUAAUUUUUUUCAUAUGUAAAUUAUAUGCUAAUUUAUUGCCAUUUGUCACUUGUUUUAUGUACGUUUCACUGCAUGCAAACUGAAAUCUAGUCUAGUGUAAACGAUGCAGUGAAAUAACACCUUUCACAGUCUGUUUUAGUCUCUGUAAAAAUGUGAGUUUGAAUGUGUCUUUCUUGCUACUAGAGCAUUUUUAAAACUACAUUUUGUGUGAGUUGAGCGUUUGAGUGCGUGUGUGUCGGUAUGGUAUUACUGCACUGUUCUCGAGCGCCAGUGCUCACGAAAAAUUAUAAUAAAUAAUGGUAAAUGAUGUUAAAUGGUAAAAAAAAAAAAAAGAAAAAAAAAAAAAGAGAUAUUCCCAUAAUAACUUUAACAUUCUGAGGCCUUUUGGCUUGUAUCAUUGGUGAAUCCUACGAUAUGUAAUGGAU
Xyrauchen texanus (razorback sucker) is the source of this 7618-nucleotide messenger RNA. RefSeq names its product A disintegrin and metalloproteinase with thrombospondin motifs 6-like. Gene Ontology annotation, cellular component: extracellular matrix. Lineage: Eukaryota; Metazoa; Chordata; Actinopteri; Cypriniformes; Catostomidae. Gene Ontology annotation, molecular function: metalloendopeptidase activity. The transcript has 24 exons. Gene Ontology annotation, biological process: proteolysis; extracellular matrix organization. The coding region runs from base 149 to 3502 and encodes 1117 amino acids. The record is from RefSeq and is a predicted model, not a curated record.